CACUCCUGCAGCGGCAAAACAAAGAGCAAGAUGGAAAAGUCAUUGUGCCUGUUGGCCGCGGUGAUUUUUCUGGCAGCGCCGACGACGACGAUCGAUGCGACGACCGAGAGCCAUCCGCUCCCCACCUACACGGCUACGACCGCGACUGGAAGCGGGACAGCGGGGGAUCGGAGCGGGGACCGACCGACGGCGGCCGCGGCAGAGGCAGAGCUGCCCACCACCGCCGCCGUCGGAGGCAAACAGCUGGAAGCCAAACGCAUCAGCCGAGACAGCGAAGAGGAGCAGGGAGGAGAAAAAGGGGACAGAGAGACAGAAGAUGAGAAAACUCAACUGGACUGUCCUCCCCUCGGCCUGGAGUCCCUGCGGGUUGACGACAGCCAGUUCCGAGCUUCUUCCUACCAACGGACCGGCCUGGGCCCCCACAGGGGGAGGCUGAACAUCCAGUCUGGCAUUGAAGACGGGGACAUCUACGAUGGAGCCUGGUGUGCAGAGUACAAAGACCGGCACCAGUGGCUUGAGGUGGAUGCCAUCCACCUCACCCUCUUCACUGGAGUCAUCCUGCAAGGCCGAAACUCCAUAUGGAGCUGGGACUGGGUCCAAACAUACAAAGUGCAGCUGAGUAAUGACUCUGUGAACUGGGAAACCUGCAAGAAUGGGACAGAGGAAGCGAUAUUUCAAGGGAACCAGAAUCCAGAGACCUCAGUGCUCGGAGUCCUCCCUGUUGCCACUGUCGCCCGUUUCAUCCGCAUCAACCCGCAGACCUGGUACCCCAACGGCACCAUCUGCCUCAGGGCUGAGAUACUCGGCUGUCGUGUUGACGAUCCAACUGACGUCUACGCCUCAGAGCGAGAACCGGAUUUGAAGGACAGUCUGGACUUCAGACACCACAACUACAAAGAGAUGAGAAAGCUCAUGAAGUCUGUGGCCGAGGAGUGCCCGGACAUCACCCGCAUCUACUCCAUCGGGAAGAGCUACACGGGCCUCAAACUCUACGUCAUGGAGAUCUCGGAUAACCCCGGCAAACAUGAACUCGGCGAGCCAGAGUUUCGCUAUGUGGCGGGGAUGCACGGGAAUGAGGUUCUUGGCCGAGAGCUGGUCCUCAACCUCAUGCAGUACUUUUGCAGAGAGUACAAGAAGGGCAACCAGCGUAUUGUGCGACUGGUCACCGAGACAAGAAUUCACCUCCUGCCCUCCAUGAACCCCGAUGGGUAUGAAGCAGCUUACAAGAAGGGCUCAGAACUGGCCGGCUGGGCUGACGGACGAUACAGCUUUGAAGGAAUCGACCUGAAUCACAACUUUCCAGACUUGAACAACAACAUGUGGGAUGCCCAGGAGAAAGCAGGGGAUACCUCCAAAGUCUCCAACCACUACAUCCCCAUCCCAGAGUACUACACCAAAGAAGACGCUUUUGUUGCACCUGAGACCCGCGCCGUCAUCAGCUGGAUGCAGGACAUUCCCUUCGUGCUCAGCGCGAACUUCCACGGCGGGGAACUGGUGGUUACGUAUCCCUUCGACUGCACCCGCGACUGGGCCCCUCAGGAAAACACCCCCACAGCAGACAACGCUUUCUUCCGCUGGCUGGCCUCCGUCUACGCCUCCACUCACCUGGUGAUGGCCAACCCCGACCGCCGCCUCUGCCACUACGAGGACUUCCAGGCACACAGCAACAUCAUCAACGGUGGAGCCUGGCACACCGUCCCCGGCAGCAUGAAUGACUUCAGUUACCUGCACACCAACUGCUUUGAGGUGACGGUGGAGCUGUCCUGCGAUAAGUUCCCCCAUGUCAGUGAGCUUCCCAUCGAGUGGGAGAACAACAAGGAGUCUCUGCUGGUUUACAUGGAGCAGGUUCACAGAGGGAUUAAAGGUGUGGUGAGGGACAAGCUGACCAAACAAGGAAUUGCAGAUGCUGUAAUCAAGGUGGAGGACCACGACCAUGACAUCCGAUCAGCUCCUGACGGAGACUACUGGCGUCUUAUGAACCCGGGCGAGUACAAGGUGGUGGUUUGGGCUGAGGGUUACUUCCCGUCCGCGCGUCGAUGCAACGUUGGGCUUGAGCCACAUCCCACCGUCUGCGACUUCACCCUCACCAAAACGCCCAUUCAGAGGCUGAGGGAGGUCCGGGCCAAAGGAGGGAAGAUCCCCCAGGACCUUCAGCUGCGCCUCCGAGCUCUGCGGCUCCGUAAGCUUCGCACCAGCACCAAGGCCAUCAACCGCCGCAGGGAGAGCCAGCGGCUGCAGCAGGAACAGCUGCUGCAGAGGAGGAGGGCUCGGUCCUCCGGAGCCCGGAGAGUAUGAGAGGAGAGGGGACGACGGGCUGAGGAAGCCUCAGAGAUGAGCUGGGUAAUGGGUUAAAUAAGGUCAUUCCAAGAUGAGAGAAAUGCUACCUGGGAAAAGUGACGUGUUUCUACUGUUACUGAUAUUAAAGGGUCAGUUCACCCAGUUUACAAAAACAAAAUGUUCUGCAUAGCUCCAGAGAUAUCAAGACAUGCAGACAGUUCUGUGUGCUGAGGUUUCAAAAUACACACAACUUUAAAAUUCCACAGUUUUGUACUUGGGUGUGCCGAUCCUUUAAGUCAGAUUACCCUAUGACAGUCUCACAAACGCUUACAAACAUUGACAGGGUAGUCAAAAAGCAGGGUUUUUUUUUUUUUAUACAAAAACAAAGAUACAAGCCAAAAACCAUAAGAUUCAACAUAACUUCUAAAAAGUUGCACAAACAAGUUCUGGAUAGGAUAAUGGCCAUCUACAUGUUUAUGGACAGGUAUCCUUGAGUGAUAAUCUUCAAAGUCACUUAACUAGUCUUUCUGUUUAGUUUGUUAACUGUUCACUUCAUCAUUAACGCUGUAAAGAGACUGAGUUGAGGAUUCAAGUGUCAGCUGGCCUGAUAUGUGUGAUGUUUUUUCUAACGCUGUGUCUGUUUUUGUGUGUUUGUAUGAAGUCCAACGGGACCAUGAACGCUCAAAUAAACGUUCCUUA
Xiphias gladius (swordfish) is the source of this 2976-nucleotide messenger RNA. RefSeq names its product carboxypeptidase X (M14 family), member 1a (gene cpxm1a). The record is from RefSeq and is a predicted model, not a curated record. The coding region runs from base 31 to 2295 and encodes 754 amino acids. NCBI's taxonomy places the organism in Eukaryota, Metazoa, Chordata, Actinopteri, Istiophoriformes, Xiphiidae. Gene Ontology annotation, molecular function: metallocarboxypeptidase activity; zinc ion binding. Gene Ontology annotation, biological process: proteolysis. The transcript is spliced from 13 exons.